Lotus japonicus is the source of this 3398-nucleotide messenger RNA. RefSeq names its product aminodeoxychorismate synthase, chloroplastic. NCBI's taxonomy places the organism in Eukaryota, Viridiplantae, Streptophyta, Magnoliopsida, Fabales, Fabaceae. The transcript is spliced from 14 exons. The record is from RefSeq and is a predicted model, not a curated record. The coding region runs from base 258 to 3047 and encodes 929 amino acids. Gene Ontology annotation, biological process: folic acid-containing compound biosynthetic process; L-tryptophan biosynthetic process.
CAUUCAUUUCUUCCUUAAGCCGCCACCACCACCCGCUCCGAAUCCACAACCACCUUCCCUCACUUUACCUUCUCACCAUUCAUUCUCUGCAACUCUUCCUCGUACGUGUCUCUCUUCCUUCACCUUCUUCUGAUUCAAAACCAAUCUCAGCUCCUCCUUCACCUCUUCCUAAUAUCUCUUUGUUUUUCUUGUAAAGUUUGAAUCUUUCACGUGAUUUGACUAAUGGUAGUGGAGUGUAGAAGCUAGUUCCUGUGAAAAUGAGCUCCUCCUUGAGUUUUUUGGCUUCUGAGUUCCCCUGUUCAACUAGUGAAGCCACACAAUACACAAAUGUGAGCUUUCUUUUGUCUAGACCCUUAGUAAGGGUUUCUUGUCUCAUUGAGAAAGAUGAUAUGAAGGCGUCGAAUCGGUAUCGUGGUGGAAGAAAUGUGAGGGUUUGUUGCCAGUUGGUGCCUAGCCACUUACAAGAGUCAUACAAAAGAAAGAAAAGGCCACAAGUGCCUAAACAGAAGUUGGAUUUUGUGAGGACUUUGUUGAUUGACAACUAUGAUAGCUACACAUACAAUAUAUACCAGGCGCUUUCGGUUAUUAAUGGCAUACCUCCUGUGGUGAUCCGGAAUGAUGAAUGGACAUGGGAAGAACUUUGCCACUACUUGUAUGAGGAAUAUGCAUUUGAUAACAUUGUAAUAUCACCUGGACCUGGUACUCCAUCGUGCCCAGAGGAUAUAGGAAUUUGUCUUCAGCUAUUUUCCAAAUGCUGGGAUAUUCCUGUUCUGGGUGUUUGCUUAGGACACCAGGCAUUAGGUUAUGUGCAUGGAGCUCAAGUUGUUCACGCACCUGAGCCAAUCCAUGGACGUUUGAGUGAAGUUGAGCACAAUGGCUGCCAGCUUUUUCAUGACAUACCUUCCGGUAGAGAUUCUGGUUUCAAGGUAGUUCGAUAUCAUUCACUGGUCAUAGAUUCUGAAUCACUUCCUGAAGAGCUCAUUCCAAUAGCAUGGACUUCUUCCACUACCAGACUUCCAUUUAUCGGAGCCAAGGAUUCUGACAAGUCCAAUGCUCAUGAAAUAAUGACAGACAAAAGCGUCUUUGUUGAUCCUUUUUUACCUAAAGUAGGAAACAGAAGUUCACACCUUUCUGACAAUGGAAAAACUAGAAAUGCAAGAGUGCUAAUGGGAAUCAAGCAUUCUACAAUGCCACACUAUGGUGUGCAGUUUCAUCCAGAGAGUGUUGCAACCUGCUAUGGAAGUCAAAUAUUCAAGAAUUUUAAAGAGAUUACUGAUGAUUAUUGGCUGAGAUUUUGGUCAUCGUGCAAAAAGGAUAAAUCUGCUCAUUUCGAUGCGUGCAUGCAGGUUUCAAGUGCUAGCAGACUCUGCAGAGAAUUUCACAGAAGCUUUAGUUCAGAGAAGAAAACAAUGGAUCAGCUAGAAGUAGUUCAUGAAGAUAGGAAUUUGGUACACACUAAUGCUGAGAUGAAGGGUUUAGAAAUGCUCAACAUCCUAAAUGUUCAACAUGUAGGCACCGGUUAUAAAUGUUUGAAGUUGAAAUGGAGGAAACUUGAUCACCUGGCUGGUCAAGUUGGUGGUGCGAAAAGUAUAUUCUGUUGGUUGUAUGGACAUGAAGCUGAAAACACCUUCUGGUUGGAUAGUUCUUCCACAGAGAAGGGAAGAGCACGCUUUUCAUUCAUGGGAGGAAAAGGUGGAUCACUUUGGAAGCAGAUAACGUUUCGAUUAUCUGAUCAAAGUGAAGGUUGUUCAAAAGGUGGUGGCUAUUUGUCAUUGGAAGAUUCUCAAGGUUCUGCGAAAACAAUUUUUUUGGAAGACGGUUUUCUUGAUUUUUUGAAUAAGGAGCUUCAAUCACAUCUUUAUGAUAAAAAUGAGUAUGAAGGUCUGCCAUUUGACUUUCAUGGUGGUUAUGUUGGUUACAUCGGGUAUGACCUCAAAGUUGAAUGUGGCGUCACAUCUAACCGUCACAAAUCUAAAACUCCAGAUGCAUGUUUUUUCUUUGCUGACAAUCUUGUAGUCAUAGACCACAAAAACGAUGAUGUUUAUUUAUUGGCUAUAUGUGAAGAAAGUUCAAGUAUUACACAGUGGUUGGAUGAUACUGAGGAGAGACUUCUGAGCUUAAAUGACUCUCUGAGAAUGGGUUUAGAAAGACAGUAUUCUCACCCUUCAACUUUUUCCUCACGUGAGGCUGGUUUUGCAGCUGAAAAAUCUAGAGAGCAGUACAUUGAAGAUGUGAAAAAGUGUUUAAACUAUAUUAAAGAUGGAGAAAGCUAUGAGUUGUGCCUCACAACUCAGAUAAGGAAACCAAUUGAGGAAUUAAAUUCUUUUGGACUUUAUCUGCAUUUAAGAGAAAGGAAUCCAGCGCCUUAUGCUGCUUGGCUUAGUUUUCCAAAGGAAGAUCUUUAUAUUUGCUGUUCGUCUCCUGAGAGGUUCCUGCAGUUGGAUAGGAAUGAUAUACUAGAAGCUAAGCCCAUCAAGGGUACUAUAGCUCGUGGUGCUACCGAAGAGGAAGAUGAGCAACUCAAAUCGAAACUACAGCUCAGUGAAAAGGAACAGGCUGAAAACUUGAUGAUUGUUGACCUUCUGAGGAAUGACCUUGGUCGCGUAUGUGAUCCAGGAUCGGUUCAUGUGCCACAUCUCAUGGAUGUGGAAUCGUAUGCAACUGUUCACACAAUGGUCAGUACAAUUCGUGGGAAGAAGCGGUUAGAUGUUAGUGUUGUAGACUGUGUCAAAGCUGCAUUUCCCGGUGGUUCAAUGACAGGUGCACCGAAGUUGAGAUCCAUGGAACUUCUUGAUUCUCUUGAAAGUUGUUCACGAGGUAUCUACUCAGGCUGCAUUGGAUUUUUCUCAUAUAAUCAAACAUUUGAUCUAAAUAUAGUCAUAAGAACAGUUGUUAUACAUGAGGGUGAAGCUUCCAUAGGAGCUGGAGGGGCAAUUAUUGCGCUGUCAAACCCCGAAAACGAAUAUGAAGAGAUGAUCUUAAAAACAAAAGCCCCUAGGAAGGCUGUGACAGAUUUAAUAGAGUUCAAUAAGUCCAACAGCAGCUAGCUCAGACAACAAUGAUCAAAGUGUUUUCAUCCUACUAAUCAUUUUGUAUUUUCACAUAAAGAAUACAAAAGAAUAUUGAAAUAUAGCAAAGGUUCAAUUGUUUUGAAGUUAGAAGGUUUUCUUUUUCAAACAGCAGGAUUCCAAUCCUUUUCAAUUUUAAUAGAAGCAAGCGUGCUUACACGCUUGAUUUGAUAUAGUAGACUAUAAUAAUAUUUAUGCAUAGAUGAACUAUAUACUUUAGGCUUUCUGAGUGUUAAGUUCAGGUUUUUCUGUACUAUAGUUUGUAUUGAAUACAUUCCUAGUGUUUUAAUUGUAUUCAUUCAUUUAAUGGAAAUGUUCACCUUAUAUAUA